This is a messenger RNA of Besnoitia besnoiti, 726 nucleotides long. RefSeq lists its product as uncharacterized. Bases 1 to 726 code for a protein of 241 amino acids. NCBI's taxonomy places the organism in Eukaryota, Apicomplexa, Conoidasida, Eucoccidiorida, Sarcocystidae. The transcript is spliced from 2 exons. The record is from RefSeq and is a predicted model, not a curated record.
AUGACCCUGCAUAGAUCAAACGUGUCGACAUCAGCGACUCGCUUUCGCUUUGCGGUUCACUGCGGCAGGCCGCCUCCUUCUCAGCUCUGGUACCAGACGGAAUACGGGCGCAUGGACGGCCUGUGGCGCCUGACCAAUGCGCCGACUGCUGACCAGGCAGACGUGCCCUCGAUCGGCGAAGCUCUGGCGCGCAGAAGCGAAAGAAAGAUGCAGCCGCCAAAGAUUCCUGUGGCGCUCGACGGCUGCCCGAUUCUCCACGCUAAGGCUCAGGAGGUGCUACGCUCCCGCGAAGAACUCUUUCGAACGCGUGUGUACCUGCGUGUUGGCGUGGUGACUGGUCUUCUGGCUUUCGCGCUGUUCGCCAGCGGCUCGCCGAGCCCUGCAGCACCGUUUCCCGCGAGCGCCUCGCUGUGGCGCCAUCCGCCGCCCGAGCGUUCGCUGGCCUGGCACUGUCGCAUGGGCGCGAAGGAGUCGCACGCGGCGGAGGGCGCUCCCAAGGUCGACGCGGAGACUGCCUCGAAGAAGGCCAAACUGUGGCAGACGGAGGCGCACGCCUCCUGGGGCUCCGCGCUGCCCACGGCGCUCCACUUUCCUGCGCGUUUCCAUCCGAGUCGCAGAGACUUCUCUCAGAGCCUCCCCUCGCAGAGACAGCGAUGCAGCAGCCUGUGCACCACCAUCAAGCACUGCAGACUGCCCAGAGCGUGUGAGCCGCUCGGCGGCGUCUAA